GUGACCAACGGCCAGCCAUCCAACGAGACCCACGAUGAUCCAACGACCACUCAUUCAUCUCCAUCCAUUUCUCCAGUGACCGUAUCCAUUGUUUCUGUCCGCCGUGGCACUGCCUGAAGCAGCGGCGGGGGAAGUCGUCGGAGCUGAUGCCUCUUCAUCGUUAUCUACAAUUGGGGUUUCUCCUCCUGAAUUUCCUCCACCGGCAAUGAUGUUGGUCAGGAAGAGUACUUGCUGCUGCUCAUGCCUCGUCUUCUCGCACUCCCCUCUUCUGCCUAGGAUUAGGAGGAGGCUCUCCGUCUCCUCCUCCUUUGUCGCCUCCACUCCCAAUCUAAUCGCCGUCGCGGCAGCUUCCUCCGCCACUUCUUCCACCCUCCAUGGCGCCGUCUCCUCCGCCAUCACCCAAGUCGCCUUCACCGCACUCGCCAUCGCCUCCGGAGCUUGCCUCUCCACUAAGGUCGACUUCUUGUGGCCGAAACUCCAAGACCUUCCCUUCGAGUCUUUUGCCGUGGAAGGAGUGGAUGUGAGCGGCUGUUCCAUCUUCAGUGAUUCCCAGGUGCAAAAGGCUAUUGCAUUCGCUAAAGCAGCUCACCAUGGUCAAUUCCGUAGAACUGGGGAUCCUUACUUGGCUCACUGCAUCCAUACCGCCAGAAUCUUGGCCCUGUUGGUUCCUUCAGCCGGCAAACGGGCCACUGACACAGUGGUCGCUGGGAUUCUCCAUGAUGUUGUGGACGACACUCAUGAAACUUUGAAUCGAAUUGAACAAGAGUUUGGUGUUGAAGUUGCCAGGUUGGUUGCCGGUGUUUCCAGGUUAAGCUACAUAAAUCAGCUACUGAGGCGACACCGCAGGAUACAUGUUAAUCAGGCCACUCUUGGCCAGGAUGAGGCUAAUAAUCUGCGAGUUAUGCUCUUGGGGAUGGUUGAUGAUCCACGGGUGGUGCUAAUCAAGCUUGCAGACCGCCUUCAUAACAUGAGAACCAUUUAUGCUCUCCCAACACCAAAGGCUCAAGCUGUAGCUCAAGAAACAUUACUUGUUUGGUGCUCGCUCGCUUCUAGGUUGGGUUUAUGGGCAUUAAAAGCCGAACUGGAAGAUCUAUGCUUUGCAGUUCUUCAGCCACAAUUGUUCCAAAAGAUGCGGGCUGAUCUGGGUUCUAUGUGGAGUCCCACUACCAGAGAUCUAUCUGUAAGAAGAUCUAUAAGAGGUGCUUUACUUGCUUCGGUUGGAGGAGGAUCUGAGGCCAUAGAGCAAGAGGAAGAUACCUUGUCUGUGAAGGAUCUUUUGGAAGCUGUAGUGCCCUUCGAUAUCUUGUCAGAUCGAAGAAAACGGGCCAUAUUUCUUGAAAGCUUGAAAAAUACAAAUGAGGCUCCAAAAAGACCAAAAGUUGUGUUGGAUGCUGGAAUUGCCUUAGCAUCUCUUGUUACUUGUGAGGAAGCACUUGAGAGGGAGUUGCUCAUCUCAACCUCCUACGUUCCAGGCAUGGAAGUAUCCUUAUCUAGUCGGCUAAAGAGUUUGUACAGCAUUUACAGCAAGAUGAAAAGAAAAGAGGUUGGCAUUAGCAAGGUAUAUGAUUCCCGCGCAUUAAGGGUUGUGGUUGGUGAUAAGAAGGGAACUUUGAGGGGACCUGCCAUUCAAUCUUGCUACACUUUACUCGAAGUUGUUCAUAGACUCUGGACCCCAGUCGAUGGUGAAUUUGAUGAUUACAUUAUUAACCCAAAGCCGAGUGGCUAUCAGUCGCUUCAUACUGCUGUGCAAGGCCCUGAUGGUGCACCAUUGGAAGUUCAAAUAAGAACUCAGAAAAUGCAUGACUAUGCUGAGCAUGGGCUUGCUGCACACUGGCUCUAUAAAGAAGCCGAAAACAAGUUGCCUUCUUUCAGCAGCAUGGAUGAAUCUGAAGUGGAAGCAAGCUACUACUUCUCCAAAGAUAAUGAAGAUGGAAACUACAAGGAGGAGAGUCAAUUUCAAAAGUACAGAUUCCUCAGAGUGGGGCAUCCGGUCCUUAGAGUACAAGGAAGUCACCUGCUUGCUGCUGUUAUAAUAAGAAUUGACGAAGGUGGGAAAGAACUGCUAGUCGCUGUGAACUCUGGGCUGGCUGCAUCUGAGACGGUGGCUGACAGAAAAUCUUCCUGCCAAGUAAAGCGAUGGGAGGCCUACGCCAGACUUUACAAGAAAGUUUCAGACGAGUGGUGGUGCGAGCCGGGACAUGGGGAUUGGUGCACAUUCCUUGAGAAGUUUAUACUUUGUCGGGAUGGUAUGUACCACAAGCAAGACCAAUUCGAAAGGAUGCUGCCAACAUUCAUCCAGGUGAUCGAGCUGACGGAGGAAGAGGAAAGUGAGUACUGGGAUGUGGUUGCAGCUGUGUUUGAAGGGAAGCCAGUUGAUGAAAUCAUUGCAGGUAAGCCAAUCGGAUACUCAGCUGCUGUAUCAUCCACUACUCCAAUGGAAGCUGCCAGCAUUAACAACAAGGUACGGCUUCUGAGGGCAAUGCUGGGAUGGGAGGAGCAGCUGCGCAGCAGCAGCAGCAGCGGGGGCAGCAGUGAUGGCAUGUCGUUGAAUGACAGAUCGUCGUCAUCAUCAUCUGCAACGACAGUGGUGCUGGGGGAAGUGGUGGUUAUAUGUUGGCCGCAUGGCGACAUAAUGAGGCUAAGGAACGGGAGCACCGCUGGCGAUGCGGCUCGCAGAGUUGGACUUGAAGGCAGGUUGGUGGCAGUGAAUGGUCACCUGGUGAUCCCCAGCACGCCCCUCAAGGAUGGAGAUGUGGUUGAGGUCCGACUUUAGUUGAUGGCAAGAAGAAUGUUUUGCUGCUGCAGCAAGCCGGCAAGUGCGGUUCUCAUCUCACCCAUCACAUUGUUAAUAUGAUUGAUAUGUAAAUAGUUGGGGGGAAUUCGGCAAUUUCCAUUGUUCAACAAGAGGCAUUGGGCAUAAGCUGGGUGCCUAAUUAAACUGUAGUAGUUCGCAUGAAAGACUGUUCUAUGCAAUGCAUGAAGGGGUACUCAAUCCAUCGUAAGUAAAUAGUCUUUCUUGGCUUGUGCAAAAAGAUAGAAGGCAAAAGGCUUGUUAUGAAAAGGCUUCUCUUCCUCUGAACAAAAUCCAAUAUGAAGC
This is a messenger RNA of Linum trigynum, 3097 nucleotides long. NCBI's taxonomy places the organism in Eukaryota, Viridiplantae, Streptophyta, Magnoliopsida, Malpighiales, Linaceae. The record is from the annotation of a GenBank genome assembly.